Messenger RNA from Echinostoma caproni, 210 nucleotides. NCBI's taxonomy places the organism in Eukaryota, Metazoa, Platyhelminthes, Trematoda, Plagiorchiida, Echinostomatidae. The record is from the annotation of a GenBank genome assembly.
AUGGUGGACUACUUAUUGUAUCCAGCCUCAAUUUUUGUCGGCGAUACCUUCUGCUACUUCGCCGGUAUGACAUUGGCUGUGGUGGGCAUUCUGGGUCAUUUCAGUAAAACGUUGAUGCUUUUCUUCUUACCGCAAAUUGUGAACUUCGUCUACAGUCUACCUCAGCUGUAUGCACUUGUUCCAUGCCCAAGACAUCGGCUUCCUCGGUAA